AUGACAACCUUUACACUGUUUAAACCUAAUGGGAUCGAGGCAAAGUUUGCCUGGAUGCGGUCUCCUGUCGAAGCUGAGGCCUUGGUGGCGACAAUAUUUGCCUUUUCUGCGAGGUUCCAUUCCUCGGACCGGGACCCAAGGCGGAUUGCUCAAUGCCCAACGCCUUCAUACUUUGCAGCUAUUGCAUCGAGGCGAUUGCAAGAUGCGUUGGACUCGUAUGAAGACACUACACCCCCCUUCCACCUCCUGCAAGCCAUGGUCCUCGAUGUCUUCUACAACAUUUUCAAGAGUCUACGAUCUAAAUCUUGGAGAUAUCUAGGCCAAGCGAUCCGACUUGGCUAUGAUCUGAAAUUACACUUGCUCGACAUCCACUCCGUCGACUCGGACGGCGACAAGACAGAGCGCGACCUGGAACGUUGGUCGUUGUUGGAAGAACGCCGCAGGGCUUGGUGGGCUCUAUGGGAAUUGGACGUGUUCGCCAGCACGAUUCGCCGACUGCCAUUAGCAAUCGACUGGACGCAAAACUUCACCUGGCUCCCGGCCCCAGACGCAUGCUGGUUCCAGCGCGUCUACAAGCAGAGCUGCUUCCUGGCGCCCGACCCAGGACAGCGCUGGAAAAACAUGUCUCGAGUCGUCAGCACAAGCGCAAAGGCGUGGCUCAUAGUCGUCACGUCCCUCAUGCACGACGCGCAGCAGCUCGUUUACAACCCUCUGCCCGUGAGCGAGUCGUCGUCGUUCCAGUCCAAAAAGGACAACCUGGCCAUUGUCGCCAACGCUCUCUACUGCACGACCUCGUCCAUGCCCCGGGAGCUCGUCUACGAAGGACAAGCACUGGACUUUGACACCAAGACACGUCCUCGAGACAUCAACUGCCGGCAGUUUCAUGCCGACAUUUACUCCAUCUACCUCAUGACGCAGCUGGUGCACUUCAUGAGCGACCACCACGUUGUGUGCGCGCAGAUGGCGGCCGCGGCCCGGGCUCACGCCGCCAAUGCGCCCAGAGCUGGCGAUUCACCAUCGUGGUCCAACUACAUGGCGGCUGCCGAAAACAUCGUCACCAUUGUCCGCAACAGCGCGCACAAUCAUGUGAAGUACGUCAAUCCGCUCUUUACCAACACGUUGUGGUUUGCGGCCGCGUCGCAAAUCGCGUGCAGGCUUGUUGGGCCGUCCUGCCGCGCCGAAGCACUCGCCGCUUCAAACUAUGACCUGUUGGAGCUUACUAUACAGAGAUGCACUUCUUUUUGGGGCAGCAGUGAUAUUCUCAAACCGAGGCUGGACACGAUAGAGGCCGAGUUGAGGAGCUUGGUGGCCAAGAAUGCGGACAAGGCGGCAGACGGGGACGAGGCCGCUGCUGAAGGCAACCUGCCGCCGGGGCCGUCUCCAAUCAAUGGCACGUCGUUUCAUGGAAGUGGAUUGGUUGGAGCGCAAGGCGUGUCGAUGGACGCUGUUCAGAUGCCGUUUGUGCCCUUGUUUCCAUCGGGGCAUGACCCAAAUAGUCUAUCGGAGCAAAUCGUGUUUGAUGAUUUGGAACACUUUUUGCCGUAUGGCUUGGAUGAGCUGUGGAAAUUGUAA
Messenger RNA from Metarhizium brunneum ARSEF 3297, 1572 nucleotides. RefSeq lists its product as uncharacterized. Gene Ontology annotation, molecular function: zinc ion binding; DNA binding. The record is from RefSeq and is a predicted model, not a curated record. Gene Ontology annotation, cellular component: nucleus. NCBI's taxonomy places the organism in Eukaryota, Fungi, Ascomycota, Sordariomycetes, Hypocreales, Clavicipitaceae. Gene Ontology annotation, biological process: DNA-templated transcription.